Penicillium canescens is the source of this 1485-nucleotide messenger RNA. RefSeq names its product cytochrome P450. Gene Ontology annotation, molecular function: heme binding; monooxygenase activity; iron ion binding. The coding region runs from base 1 to 1485 and encodes 494 amino acids. The transcript is spliced from 5 exons. The record is from RefSeq and is a predicted model, not a curated record. NCBI's taxonomy places the organism in Eukaryota, Fungi, Ascomycota, Eurotiomycetes, Eurotiales, Aspergillaceae.
AUGCCGACGGUUACCUCAUUUCUUGUGUUGUUAGGCACUCUGAUAUUUGGCUAUGGUAUCACAUCGGCGUUCUAUAAUGUUUUCCUCCACCCUCUGCGAGGAUUCCCCGGACCGAAGCUAUGGGCUGUUUCGCCAUUACCCGCAGCCCUCAAUAUCUUAAGAGGAAUGCCACACAGGAGGAUCCUGGAGCUGCACAAUGAGUAUGGAAGUGUAGUCCGCGUUGGGCCAAAUGAGCUUGCCUUCGCACAUGCAGACGCAUGGAAGGAUAUCUGUGGCCAUCUGAAGCGAGGACAAGCUGAGAAUGGAAAGGAUCCCAAGUACCUGAAUGAGGAAACAGAUAAGAGUCUCAUAUCUGCCUCGCGUGAGAGACAUGGGCCCUUGCGCCGGACACUGGCACAUGCAUUCUCGGCACGAGCGAUGGCCGAGCAGCAGCCACUGAUUAACAGCUUUAUCGACCUGUUUCUCCGGAGGCUGCGUGAGCACGGUGAAAAUGGCAUGAAGCCCAUCAAUAUGACCCAAUGGUAUGAGUGGACGACCUUUGACAUCAUCGGGAAUCUAGCGUUCGGCGAGUCGUUUGGGUGCCUCCAGAACUCUAAGUCACACCCCUGGGUGGACAUCCUCUUUGCUUCCAUGAAAUUCAUUCCCCUGAUGCAGGUACUGCACGACUUGCCUUUCUUCAACGCCUUGAAGCCUAUACUGUUGGCUCUUUUAAUGCCCAGUGAGGUGGUGAAAAAUCGACAAGCCACUAUAAACUUCAGCCGAGAGGCUUUGAGAAAGCGGCUGAACCUUGGAAUAACACGGCCAGACUUUGUGGAUGCAAUGCUUAAACCCGGAGCUGAACACAAGAUGUCCGAAUUGGAGAUGAUUGAUACGAGUGUUCUUCUGACCACUGCCGGCUCCGAGACAACCGCUACGACUCUUACUGCGACAACAUACUUUCUCUGCACCAAUCCCGAUGUGUUGACCAAGCUGAAUACAGAGGUCCGUUCAGCCUUCAAGUCUGAGGACGAGAUUGAUUUGCACAGCGUCCAGAACUUGACAUACAUGCUAUCGGUCCUCAAGGAGUCAAUGCGUGUAUACCCUCCGGUGCCUAUUGCUCUAUCUCGUCGAUCACCUCCAGGCGGCACACAAAUCGCCGGCCAGUACGUAGCUGGAGGGACCACGCUGGGUAUCUGGCAAUAUGCCCUCUACCACAGCGCCUCAAAUUUCGCCCAGCCAGAUUCGUUUAUACCAGACCGCUGGCUGGGCAACGUGUGCUUUGAGAGCGACCACAAAGAUUUGCAUCAGCCCUUUUCUUAUGGACCGCGUAACUGUAUCGGCAUGAACCUGGCAUAUACGGAGAUGCGGUUGAUACUCGCUCGGAUCGUCUGGAAUUUUGACUUGGAGCUGGCACCAAACUCCAUUGGUUGGGCAGACAACCAGAAAAUAUUCUUUUUCUGGAAUAAGCCGCCGUUAAAUGUUUUUAUGAAGCCAAGAGGAUGUUAA